Alternaria arbusti is the source of this 1680-nucleotide messenger RNA. RefSeq lists its product as uncharacterized. Gene Ontology annotation, molecular function: ATP binding; ATP-dependent protein folding chaperone. Bases 1 to 1680 code for a protein of 559 amino acids. The transcript has 7 exons. Lineage: Eukaryota; Fungi; Ascomycota; Dothideomycetes; Pleosporales; Pleosporaceae. The record is from RefSeq and is a predicted model, not a curated record.
AUGCGCGGCAAUCGCCUGAUCAUAGCCAUCGACUAUGGCACUACCUUCACCGGUGUCGCCUUCUGCGAAACUUCGGAUACAGGUGUAGUCGGCAAGACCAUUAUCUUGAUCCAAGACUGGCCGUGUCGCAAUACCAGGAUCGCAACCAAGGACAAGGUCCCCAGCGAGCUCGCGCUGAAGGACUUCGCCAACUGGGGCUCACUCAUCGCUCCAAAUGAACAGCGCCAUAUGUGGACUAAGCUCUUGUUGGAUGACCCCAAGGCUGGCGAAGUAGACAAGAUCAUGAGGGAGCUGUCACUCAGUAGUGAUCAAGGAUCAUCUGCUAAGCCGGUUGAGAUCAUCGCAAAGUAUCUCGCGCAUAUCAAGGCCCAUACGAUCAAGAACCUCGACAUUCACUAUGGAAAAGGCCUCUGGCGAACUCUUCCUCUCACUCUCGUCGUCACAGUUCCAGCUGUAUGGUCAGAUGCUGCCAAGCACUCAACUCUACAAGCUGUCGACAAAGCCGGGUUCAACAACAUCGAGCUUCCUCAGCUGAAGAGGAUCGUGCUUACAACAGAGCCUGAAGCGGCUGCCAUCUACACCAUUCAGUCUAUGCGUGGAGGCAUUCAGGAUGAUCAGUUUGCUGUCGGCGACGGGUUCAUCGUGUGUGAUAUGGGCGGAGGUACAGUCGAUUUGAUCUCAUACCGCGUCGCUGAGCUGGAUCCAACAACAUUGGAAGAAGCUACAGUGGGCAGUGGUGAUCAGUGUGGCGGUAGCUUUGUCGAGCGAGGCUUUAUGAAGUGUUUGGAGCGUCGCCUAGGCACUGCCGACUUUAUCUCGAUCGCCGGAGAGAGAAGUGAAGAUCUUCCUCGUACAUCGCUGUCUCCCAAGCUCUCACGCAUGGUUCAGGACUUUGUGAUGGAGGUCAAGACCGGUUUCUCGGGUCACGAGACCAGCUUUCUGCGCUUACCCGUUCCUCUGAGCUCUGUCGAAGACGACGAGGCUAGAGGUAUCCAAGAUGGUGAAAUCAUGAUCACUCCGGCUGAUAUCAAGGAAAUGUUUGAGUUUCCGCUUCGUCGCACGUACGAACUCUUGCUUGAGCAGAUCGUUCAGGCACGCCGCACUGGUAACGUGAAGCUUAAGUUCGUCUUCAUGGUGGGUGGCUUCUCUGAGUCGCCCUAUAUGUACGAGAAGAUCAAGCUGUUUGCCGAAUCUCAUGGUCUGGUAGCGAUCCGACCUGCUCACGCAUGGUCGGCUAUCGUCCGAGGCGCAGCUGCGAAGGGCCUUGAAGGCGACGGCCGCGCCCAGAUCACGAACCGUAAGUGUCGUAGACACUACGGCACCCAAAUCCGUAACGUAUUCGUCGCUGGCCAGCAUGACGAGGCCGAUGGAUCCCGGUGUUCAUUCACGGGUAUCAAGAUGGCUACAAAACAGAUGAUGUGGUUACUGGACAAGGGUCAAGAUCUCUCUUCGAAGUCAGAGUCGCAUGCGUACUCGGAUUUGCGUGUCUUCACGGUUGCCACGCUGGUAGUCGACUUGAGCGGAGUUCCCCAGAGUGCGUAUGAAGCUUGCACAAGCAUCAGUGGUGGGGCCUACUACGAGUUGAACAUUAAGAUCGAGAUGAUCAUUCAGUCUUCUCUGGAGUUCUCUCUCUUGGUCAAGGGCGUUCGAUACGGAGCCGUUACCGCGACCUAUGCUUAA